CUGAUAUCUCUCUUGUGAUAAUGAAUAUUUGUUGUCAGAAAGGUGAGGAACUUUUGAAGGAUGUUCUUGAUAAAAAAUUCCAAGCAGCUGUUCCUGAGAUUAUUGUGUAUCUACAAGAGGGGAUCGGCAAUAAUACCCGUAUAGAUUAUGGUACAGGACAUGAGCUGUCUUUUGUGGCCUUCCUCUGUUGUCUGUUCAAGAUUGGAGCCUUACAAGAGGCAGACGCUGUGGCUGUUGCCCUUCAAGUUUUUCAGAGGUAUCUGUUGCUGGUCAGGAAACUACAACAAACAUACCGUAUGGAGCCAGCUGGUAGUCAGGGCGUGUGGAGUCUGGAUGAUCACCAGUUUGUACCAUUUAUCUGGGGAAGUUCACAACUCCUGGAUCACAAAAGAAUUUUGCCAAAAUCUUUUGUCAACCCAGACAUUUUCCAGAACUUUGACAAAGAUUACAUGUUUUUAGGAUGUAUAAAAUACAUUGAUUCGGUGAAGACUGGGCCAUUUGCUGAGCAUUCUAACCAGCUCUGGAAUAUAAGUGGUGUCAAGGCAUGGCAGAAGGUUAAUUCUGGUCUCAUCAAAAUGUACAAGGCUGAGGUCCUUGCAAAAUUUCCUGUAAUUCAACACUUCCUGUUUGGAAGUCUGCUGUCCUACACUCCUGCGAAUGUGACCUGAACAGAAACAUUAGCACUAAUAAGAUUAGAAGGGAAUACCAAGAAAUCAGAGUGAAGUGGAGAUGGGGUGAAAGAUACAAUUAAUGAUGAAGGGAUGGGGUGUAGGAGAGGAGACUUUGAAGACUAUGGCGACUGAAUCAUAAAAUGUGAGAGGAGAAAUGUGCUGGCAAGCAUCAAUAAAUACAACUGAUGGUCAUUUAUACUCUCAAUAAUGUAUCUUUAGACUUCCUCUUAUUGAUUUUAUCAAAUAUUGGUACUAUAAUUAUGAAGUAUAGUAAUUAUACAUUAUGUAAAUCAAUAUCAUUGUAGUCCUAUAUUUUUGCCAUUCUUAUGAAAUGAAUAAAGAAUUCAGAAAAUAUAUGAAAUAUA
Messenger RNA from Ylistrum balloti, 1036 nucleotides. RefSeq names its product serine/threonine-protein phosphatase 2A activator-like. The record is from RefSeq and is a predicted model, not a curated record. Gene Ontology annotation, molecular function: protein tyrosine phosphatase activator activity; peptidyl-prolyl cis-trans isomerase activity. The coding region runs from base 21 to 668 and encodes 215 amino acids. The transcript is spliced from 6 exons. Gene Ontology annotation, cellular component: cytoplasm; protein phosphatase type 2A complex; nucleus. NCBI's taxonomy places the organism in Eukaryota, Metazoa, Mollusca, Bivalvia, Pectinida, Pectinidae. Gene Ontology annotation, biological process: mitotic spindle organization.